UAGUCAUCGCAUGUCAACACUCUCACACAAAAAUCCUCUCUGUGCAGCGUUUGUUUGUUCUUCUAACUUCUCUCAGUUACUGUCUUGUUUUCCCAACCUCGAAAUUCGUUAGUUCUUCUCUGUGUUGUGUUGGCCUUGUGGGUUUGUCUCAAUCUUGUCUACCAUAGUGUUCACUACUUGUGUAUCUCACUUAAAUGUAACUGCAAUCUCCUCUACUUCUUCUUUGGUUUGCUUGCAUCAGCUCUUGUUCCUUUAUUAUAUAGCUCCUUGCAAAAAAAUGUAAUUUUGAUUUUAGAUUAAGUUACCCUUUUGAAUUCUUAUUAAUGCCCAAUUCCUCAAAAGUGUUCUGAACCAGUCCAUUCAUGGUUUCAGUCAUGGAAUCUCGUUAAUCUUGGCCAGAUAUCCAUCUGGGUCUAGUUGAUGAACAUAAUUCUCAGUGCUUCUAAAUUGUAGAAAAUGCAGGUUGUGAUGAUGGGUUUUCGUUAAUUUUGUCAGAUUGCCCUCCAUAGCUAUACCUUCAGAACUGAUAUUUAAUUAACCUCAGUUUGAGUGUGUGAAGUGUACCAUGUAACUGGAAUGCUACCAAUCUGCUUCUAUUGGGUUGUUUCUGGGAGUGAGUUUGGUCUCUCUGGAUGGCAUAUGGAGGGCUUCUUCGGAAUCCAGGGAAAGGGGUGGUUUUGGAUCUAGGAUUUGUCAUGGCUGAACGCUAGUCUUCAUUUUCAGCUCUGUGGAGAGUGUCUACUCUUCUUGUUAAAGUGAAAAAGAAAAGAAAAAACCAACUCUGAUACUCUUUUGAGUUUCGUUUGGAUAUGUAAUCCAAGUGCUUUUUGUUCAACUACUGACUCAUUCUUUUGUGGUUCAUAACAAUAUAUUCAAAAACUCUUCAUAAAUUCUUUGAAAUGUAAAUUCUUCAACUGGAUUCAUUUAUUCAUUUUCUUCAUCAAGGGCUUGAUGCCCUCAACAAUAAAAAAAAUGAGGUAUACCUUCUUCCUUCUUUCCAGUUUAGGAUGAUAUGUAGGAUUCUGCUCUCCCUGCCCGGAGUUGUAUUGAUGUUUUCAUAUAUGCAGCUUUAGUCACUAUUUUACCUCUAGAGCUCCCUUGAAGUGAGUCAGCAUCUUCUAAUUACAUAUUUUUCUUUUCCUAUAAACCAAAACUAAAGAUCAAAAUUAAUUCCUUGAUAUUCCAAGACUUUCAUGGAAGAAACAUUUGUUCCCUUCCGUGGGAUUAAGAAUGACCUCAAAGCCAGAAUUAUGUGCUACAAACAGGAUUGGACCAGUGGAUUCCAAGCUGGGGUCAGGAUCCUUGCCCCAACUACAUACAUAUUUUUUGCUUCAGCAAUUCCUGUUAUUUCUUUUGGAGAGCAACUGGAGAGAGACACUGAUGGAACUCUCACUGCUGUGCAGACUCUUGCAUCAACCGCGCUCUGUGGUAUUAUCCAUUCAAUCAUUGGAGGGCAGCCUCUCCUCAUACUAGGUGUAGCUGAGCCAACAGUUCUUAUGUAUACAUUCAUGUAUAACUUUGCAAAGGAUCGAAAGGAUUUGGGACACAAACUUUUCCUGCCCUGGACUGGAUGGGUGUGUGUUUGGACUUCCCUGUUGCUCUUCUUGCUGGCAAUUCUUGGUGCAUGCUCCAUAAUCAACAGAUUCACACGCCUUGCUGGUGAACUAUUUGGUCUGCUAAUUGCAAUGCUCUUUAUGCAGCAGGCUAUAAAGGGACUUGUGGAAGAGUUUGGUGUACCCAAUACCCAGAGAGAAGGUACCAAUCAGAUUGCACUCCAAUCCUCUUGGCUGUUUGGCAAUGGAAUGUUUGCUUUAGUUUUGUCAUUUGGCCUUCUUUUUACUGGUCUACGAAGCCGCAAGGCUAGAUCCUGGCGUUAUGGGACAGGUUGGCUACGGGGAUUUGUAGCUGAUUAUGGAGUCCCAUUAAUGGUUCUCAUAUGGACUGCUGUUUCUUACAUACCAGUCAACAAGGUUCCAAGGGGAAUCCCUCGGCGACUUUUCAGUCCAAACCCAUGGUCUCCUGGUGCAUACUCAAAUUGGACUGUUGUUAAGGAAAUGUUAAAUGUGCCCCCUUUAUAUAUUAUUGGAGCAUUUAUACCAGCAACUAUGAUUGCUGUGCUUUACUACUUUGAUCACAGUGUUGCAUCACAACUUGCACAGCAGAAGGAGUUCAAUCUCAGAAAACCCUCAUCGUAUCAUUAUGACCUACUACUCUUGGGCUUUUUGACCAUGUUGUGUGGGCUUAUUGGAAUCCCUCCUUCCAAUGGUGUGAUUCCGCAAUCUCCAAUGCAUACAAAGAGCUUGGCUACACUGAAACACCAGCUCUUACGGAAUAAGCUUGUAUCUACUGCACGAAAAAGCAUGCGGAAAAAUCUGAACCUGAGUCAGUUAUACCAAAGUAUGAAAGAAGCAUAUGAUGAAAUGCAAACUCCAUUGGUUCACCAAAUGCCACCUACCUUGCAGGGGCUGAAAGAGCUGAAGGAAUCUACCAUUCAACUGGCUUCAAGUCAUGGAUACAUUGACGCCCCAGUUGAUGAGAUUGUCUUUGAUGUGAAUAAGGAUGUUGAUGACCUUUUGCCAGUUGAAGUUAAAGAGCAGCGCCUCAGCAAUCUACUGCAGGCAUUGAUGGUUGGGGCUUGUGUAGCUGCUAUGCCUCUAUUGAAGAAGAUACCAACUGCAGUGCUUUGGGGUUACUUUGCCUUCAUGGCAAUUGAAAGCUUGCCUGGAAAUCAGUUCUGGGAGAGAAUAUUGUAUCUUUUCACUGCUCCGAGUCGAAGAUACAAACUGCUGGAGAAAUACCAUGCCACCUUUGUUGAGACCGUACCCUUCAAAACAGUUGCCAUGUUUACCUUGUUCCAGACAGCUUACUUGCUCCUCUGCUUUGGCAUAACCUGGAUCCCACUUGCUGGGGUCCUUUUCCCAUUGUUAAUCAUGCUUCUUGUCCCUGUGCGGCAAUAUUUUCUUUCUAAGGUUUUCAAAGGAGCCCAUCUUCAAGAGUUGGACGCAGCAGCAUAUGAGGAAGCACCUGCCAUUGCUUUCAACAUGUCCUUUGAUGUAAGUAGUUUGAACCAUUAUCAAAUUAGUACAAAAAUGGUAUAUGGUGGGGAAAUUCUUGAUGAAAUUAUUACAAGGAGUCGUGGAGAGAUUCGUCGCACACAAAGCCCCAAAACAAGUAGUUCAACUCCAACUUCAUUCGGAGAUAUAAGACCUGCUAAUAGUCCACACAUAUCAAGAAGGGUUCCCAGCCCUAGAGUAACUGAAUUGAGGGGGGAAUGCAGCCUAGCAGCAACUGGGAAGGAUAUCAAUGGUUCACCAUCAACCUAAAAAUGUAUCUUGAUAAUCGAUUAUAGUAGUAAAUGAUGCUCUAGAGGUCUUGAACUUGAUUUUGUGACAUAAGGUCAUCUUCUCAAUGUCUCUCUUUUCUUCUUUUUAACCUUUUACCAUAGUUUGUUGUUUGACUGAAUG
Molecule: messenger RNA, 3464 nt
Organism: Gastrolobium bilobum
Lineage: Eukaryota; Viridiplantae; Streptophyta; Magnoliopsida; Fabales; Fabaceae
Product: probable boron transporter 2
Exons: 12
Coding region: 1194-3323 (709 amino acids)
Biological process (GO): transmembrane transport; monoatomic anion transport; monoatomic ion homeostasis
Cellular component (GO): plasma membrane
Molecular function (GO): solute:inorganic anion antiporter activity
Source: RefSeq, a predicted model, not a curated record